This is a messenger RNA of Sipha flava (yellow sugarcane aphid), 3166 nucleotides long. RefSeq names its product integrator complex subunit 7 (gene INTS7). The transcript has a single exon. NCBI's taxonomy places the organism in Eukaryota, Metazoa, Arthropoda, Insecta, Hemiptera, Aphididae. Gene Ontology annotation, biological process: snRNA 3'-end processing. The record is from RefSeq and is a predicted model, not a curated record. Gene Ontology annotation, cellular component: integrator complex. The coding region runs from base 249 to 3095 and encodes 948 amino acids.
UAUGAAACUUUUUUUUUUUUUAUUGUGCUUUCAAUUUUACCAUUAAUUAAUCACUAUUUUUAAUCUGUUUAGUGCUUGAGUAUUGUAAACUAUUAUUUUGACAAAAGUGUUUAGUAUGACUUAAGGAAUGUGAACAUAUUUUUAUUCUAGUUAUUCGUUUAGUGUUCUGUAAUUUUUGGUAAAACGUGUUUUUGUAAAUUAUUCAUUAUAAAUUAUAAUUAUAAUAUUUGACUGUAAACAUAUUCAAUAUGCCAUCUCUACGGAACACUAUUUGCGAAACACUUCUUGGAGAACCUGAUCAAGAUGCUAAUUCUGCUUUAAUCGAACUUGACAAAGGACUUCGUUCCAUUCGUGCCGGAGAACAAUGUGAAGCCAUUGUACGUUUCCCUCGACUUAUUGAAAAAUAUCCUUUUCCAAUUCUCAUCAAUUCGUCAUUUUUGAAGUUAGCUGAUGUUUUUCGAUUGGGCAGUAAUUUUCUUCGUUUUUGGGUGUUGCAAGUAUGUCAGCAGACCGAAAAACACAUAGACAAAAUUUUAAAUAUUGAUGAAUUUGUCCGUAGAAUUUACAGCGUAAUUCAUUCUAAUGACCCAGUUGCUAGAGGGUUGACUUUACGUACGCUGGGUAGUGUUGCUCGUAUUAUACCUGAAAGAGGGCAAGUACAUCAUAGUAUUCGUACUAGUUUAGAUUCACACAAUUCUGUGGAAGUAGAAUCUGCAAUUUAUGCAGCUGCACAAUUUGCAGCUCAGUCAAAAUCGUUUGCUGUAAGUAUGUGUAGUAAGAUUUCAAACAUGAUUCAGGGUAUUUCAACUGAUGUUGUUAUGAAACUUGAACUUAUUCCAAUAUUAAAACAUAUGCAUCAUGAUACGACUACUGCAACAAUGGUUAGAACACUUUGUACUGAUUUAUUAGAGAAAUAUCCUGCUCAAGAUUUUGUUCUUGUUACACUGAAGACUCUUAAUCAAUUAGCUUUGUCAAUUUUAGUUGAUGUACCAAAGCAAAUAGAAUUACUUUUAAAAUAUUUAAGUGAAGAUAAAAGACCAUUAGUUUGCAAAUGUGCCAUUUCUGGUUUAUAUCAAAUAGCUAAAGAAGGUGCACAUUUUUGGUCAGAACAAACCAUUAACACUUUGGUUAAUAUUUGUGAAAAUUUUAAUGUAGAUAAUAAUUUAAAAGCAGAUGCCAUUAAUAUAUUUGUACCAUUGAUAAAAUCUCCUGCUAUAUGUCAAUUUCAUUACAGUACAGUUAGUCCUCUUAUGAAAAUGUGUAUUGCUGAGUCCAGUUCAUUACAUCAAUCAGUUGCUGGAAAUGCAAUUAAAGUAUUAACAAAUAUCGCAUGUUAUGGUUUUGAAGAAGACAUUCUGUCAGAAAGUGAUAUUGAUACUUUAAAAGUUUGCAUUCAAAGUUAUCUUUUGUCUGUAUUGUCUACUGGACAUACACAUGAUAAUGGUUUAGAAGGUUUAAGCAUUGAAGAACGAUUAUUUAUUAAGAACACUUUAAAAUCUGAUAAUAUUGAUGAGGUAGUAGAUGUUGAUGGUACUCCAGUAAACUACGAUAAAUCAUCAUAUUAUCUUCGUGAUGGUUUACGGUCAUCUGUUUUGCUAUGCAAGGCUAAUAAAAAUUUAAUCCCAGAUUUUGUUUCACUUGUUGUUAAACCAUUACAACAAGAUGGAUCUGAAUUAAAUCCAUUGAUAUGUGAAGCUAUUGCUGCCUUUGGAGGUAUUUUACCUGGUACUUUACAACAAUUUCUACCAAUUUUUCUUAAACGUUUAACAGACUUAAAUAAAAAUAGAGACCAAGAAUCAGUAUCUACUACAAUUUUGUUAUGUACUGUAAUUUUCCAAGCCAUAGCAGGUUAUGAGGAACAUGAAGACGUUAAGCAAGUAAUUAAAGAUACAAUAAAGAAUACUGACCUAUGGUCUAAUUACAAAAUUGGUCGAGCUGCUGUUAGAUAUGGUCAUUUUAGUAUAAGUUCCACAAUUUUUGGUAGUCUAAAUAAUCGUGUUAGUUCAGAACAAAUGCAUUUUUGGUUGGCUGCAUUAGAGACUAUAAGUACUGCAGAGUCUCAACUUGCAUCAUCAAAUCCCUCUAAAUUAUUAGAUAACUUGGGCAAAUCAAUAUCUACCUAUUAUAAAGCAAUAGCUGCAUUGAAAGCUGCAUCAUUAAUGCUAAUUUUUCAAACAGAAUAUACUCGUCUGCGGUGUGAAUUAUUACAAUGUUUUAUGCGUUUACUGUCUACUUGUAACAGUUUUUGUACUACUCCUCCUCCUGCUAUUGCGUCAGCUAUUGUACAAGCUACUAGAGAUGAAAUGCAAAGCUAUGGUCAUAUAACUAAUCAAUUAAGAAAAAGAGCAAAAGAAUUUAAAGGAUGUGCAGAUUUAUAUUGGAGAUUAUAUCAAUCAGCAUUUGAUGCUGAUCCCAAUACACUUUAUCACUUACAACUUUUACAACACUUGUGCCUGUUGAUGGCUCAUAGCAUUGAAACCGUAGCAGUUUCAAAUAAAUGUGAAUGUCCAGUUUUGGAUUCUGAAUUGGAAAAAGAAGGUUCCUUAGAAAUCCAAUUAAUUGUUAAGUGUAGACAAGAACUCUUAGAAAUAAUGAGUACAGUAAAAGAAAAAGCAAUCACUCAUAAACAUAUAAGAUCUCUUAAAAAACAAGCAUCUCUUUUGGCAACUACACCUAUGUGUUUUCCUCGAUAUUUUUUCCAAACUUUACAAUCUACUACUAUAACUUUAGCGGUAUCGCCUCAACCUAGAGUUAACGGAGAGCCUAUUACUGUAAAUAUGGGAAGUAAUUUUGUAGUUAAAGUUGAAGGAGUUGUACAACAUGGAACAAAAGCUAAAUUUCGUAAAGUGGAUGGAAUUCAAUUAACAAUUAUGUCACAUUUAAUUACAAGAAAUCAUGAUGCUAGACAAACUGAAGGAAAUCUGAUGUUAACACAAACAGUAAAACCCCAUAAAGACUUCUUUGCAUCAGAAUUUUGUCUAAGUUUUAACCAAGGAAGUCAACAUCAAGUUCAUAUCGAAGCAGCUUUGAUUGACGAUGCUGCAUCUGUUUGGCAGAUUGGAGUACGGAGUACUUUAACUAUAAAAUGCCAUUAAUGAAAAACAAUAUUUUUGGAUUUUUUAAUUUAUUUUAUCUAUAUUGUUAAUACUUUCACCUAUAUUACAAA